Colletotrichum siamense is the source of this 843-nucleotide messenger RNA. RefSeq names its product Glutathione S-transferase omega-1 (gene GSTO1). Gene Ontology annotation, cellular component: cytoplasm. The transcript has a single exon. The record is from RefSeq and is a predicted model, not a curated record. Lineage: Eukaryota; Fungi; Ascomycota; Sordariomycetes; Glomerellales; Glomerellaceae. Gene Ontology annotation, molecular function: glutathione transferase activity. Bases 1 to 843 code for a protein of 280 amino acids.
AUGCCGAGCGUUGACACAUCAAUCUACCCGAACGCCACAGGUGCAGCCGCCCGACUCGUCGCCAAGCAUUCAGACGAACAUGCACUGAAACUCUACGCUGGCUGGUUCUGCCCAUUUGUGCAGCGCACGUGGAUUGUGCUGCAUGAGAAGCAAAUUCCAUACCAGUACAUCGAGAUCAACCCUUACAAGAAAGACCCAGAAUUCCUCAGAUUGAACCCGCGUGGGCUCGUUCCGACUCUGGCUGUCCCGGUUGACGUGAAGGGCAACGAGCAGAAGCCGCUGUACGACAGCACGGUUCUCUGCGAGUACCUAGAAGAGGCUUAUGCGGGCAACAACUACGGACCGCAUCUUCUUCCGGAGGAGCCGUACGAACGGGCGAGAUGCCGAUUGUGGAUCGAUCACAUCAACUCGCGCAUUGUGCCAGCCUUCUACAAGUUCAUCCAGCAUACUCCUGAGAAGGAGUUCACCAUCGACGAAGCCCGCAGCGAGUUCCUGGGUCAUCUCAAAACUUUCGCUAAGGAGCUUGACCCUGAAGGUCCUUGGUUUUUGGGGAAGACGUUUGGUCUCGUCGACAUUAUGCUGGUACCAUGGGCGAUGCGUUUGUUUCUGUUUGACCACUACAAGCCCGGUGGGCUUGAACUGCCACACGAAGGAAAGGGUGGCGAAGAUGAUGCGGUUUGGAAGCGCUGGCGCCAAUGGUAUGAUGCUGUUGAAGGGAAACAAACCAUCAAAGACACGCUGAGCGACAGAGACGCCUACAUUGAUGUGUACAAGAGGUAUGCAGAGGACAAGACAAAUUCAGAAGUAGGCCAGGCAACCAGAGGUGGUAAGAGAAUGCCUUAG